Messenger RNA from Punica granatum (pomegranate), 1245 nucleotides. NCBI's taxonomy places the organism in Eukaryota, Viridiplantae, Streptophyta, Magnoliopsida, Myrtales, Lythraceae. The record is from RefSeq and is a predicted model, not a curated record.
GAACCGGACGAGCUCAAUGCCUCUUCGCCUCUCCUCUUCCCUCCCUUCACCUUCCUCCGGCUCCGAGCACCGUCGUCCAUGGCGGCUUCCUCUCUCUCGUCCACGCUACUCUUCAGCUCCUCUCUCAGUCUCCCGGUCCGUCGGGGCCGCAAUCAUGUCUCGGGAAGUGUACUACUCCCUGCAUGGUCAUCAGCGGGUUGUUCUCAGGCUUGGCUCUCCUCCAGCUCCGAGAAGCCGUUCGGAUCGAUUAGGCUAUCCUCGUCGCCGAGAAGCCACAUAUUUGCCGCCUCCGCUGUUACUGGUUCUACUGCGGAUGUAGAGACUUCAGCAGUUGGUGAAGACACGACUGAAGUAUUGGAUAAGGUGGAAGUGUUCGAUUUGAAUGGAAAUGCGGUUCCAAUCUCUGAUCUUUGGAAGGAUAGGAAAGCGGUGGUUGCAUUUGCUCGCCAUUUCGGGUGUGUCCUCUGCAGGAAACGGGCCGACUAUCUGGCCUCAAAAAAGGAUCGGAUGGAUGCAUCUGGUGUGGCUCUUGUCCUGAUUGGACCGGGGAGCAUUGAUCAGGCAAAGGCUUUUGUUGAGCAAACAAAAUUCAAAGGAGAGGUAUAUGCAGAUCCAAAUCAAUCAUCAUAUGACGCGCUGAGAUUCGUAUCCGGUGUUUCGACCACAUUCACUCCUGGAGCUGGUCUGAAGAUAAUACAAUUAUACAUGGAAGGCUACCGACAAGACUGGAAACUCUCAUUCGAAAAGGAUACUGUAUCCAGGGGGGGCUGGCAGCAAGGUGGAAUCAUCGUUGCAGGCCCAGGUAAGAAGAACAUCUCCUACAUCCACAGGGAUAAAGAAGCUGGGGAUGACCCCGACAUUGAGGAAGUCCUAGCAGCUUGUUGUUCAUGAAGGAAGGACGUGUUCAUUAUGCUUCUGAUGGAUUAUUCGUCCCAAGUUAUCAGACACGAAUGAAAGGGCAGCUUUUUAAUACAAUCGCAAGUUGGAAAAUGAUUUCGGACCGUUCUUCAGGGUCCGAAACAUUUAAUGCCCCCUAGGAAGCAUGUUACGGUUGCACCCCGAGGGAGCAUGUUUCGGUUGCGUAGUGGCUUCGCUAAUUAUGUAUGUUCCACUUUGGGAUGCUGUAAAAUACUGAAAAGAAGAGUUGAUAUCCUUGUGUAUAAACGCAAAUUUUAAAGAAAAGGCAAAAGGAAAUUUUAUAUGCACACACAGUUUCUAGUGGAAAAAAGUCUUUUAAGCCUUCAA